Mya arenaria is the source of this 5287-nucleotide messenger RNA. RefSeq lists its product as uncharacterized. Gene Ontology annotation, cellular component: mitotic spindle microtubule; HAUS complex. Gene Ontology annotation, molecular function: microtubule binding. Bases 125 to 3568 code for a protein of 1147 amino acids. Gene Ontology annotation, biological process: spindle assembly. Lineage: Eukaryota; Metazoa; Mollusca; Bivalvia; Myida; Myidae. The transcript is spliced from 20 exons. The record is from RefSeq and is a predicted model, not a curated record.
AAACUAUCCAAUCAAUACUUACUUAACAAAUGAUUAACCAAUCAGAGUUCAGUUUACUAACCGGAGUCUUUCUACCUGUUUUGACAGAUUUCUUGUACGCGAACGAUGAACAAAUCUUAACAAAAUGGAUAUGGAAAAUAACAAUCUGGACAUGAAGCAGUUGUUCUUCAACAACCUGCACCUGCUUGGAUUUGAUUCCCCAGCCAUGGAAGCUACCCAUUCCAUUCCUUUCAACAAGAGCAUGUUUGAGUUACCAAAUAAGCGAGGGGCAGAGAUCGUACUUCACUUCUUGUUCCAGAGACUCAACCCAACCAUGUGUAAGGAAGCCUUCAGAGACAGCUGGCCAAUUCAUGACAAAAAGAGGGAGCAGACAUUCAGAAAAACUUGCUCCAACUGGCUCACAAAUAUUUUACAGGAGGAGCCUGAGAGUCACCUGCCGCGUAUCAAUGCCUCGCUGUUUAUGUCGCCCGGAGGAGAAAAGUUUUACCAGCUGCUCUUUUACUUCUCUGGAUAUGUCCUCCAGAAAGCCAUGGAAAAUGAGCUUGGUGUGAAGGCUAUUGAGAGGCAGAAGUGGCCAACCCUCACCUCCCAGAACCAGAGUAUCCAGGACGCCAUUCACAAGUCCCUCGUUUGCUCUGGGAUCAGACAUCGCAACCAGUACUUUGAUACUGUCAAUCUGAAUGUUCAAGCAAGCAAAACAUGGAAAAACACUGCAGAUGAGUAUGUGUAUGAGUACCGGAAGCUGAGCAAGGAGCUACGGGAGCUUGAAUACAAGAUGCGGGACGAGGAGCACAAGGCCCACAUGGCCGCAACAGACAGGGGCAGCCCAUCACGAAAACAAAGGUCGACAGAGCAUUUUGAUCCAGAGUUUGAUCCUCGCACGAUUAAAAGGGCACAGAGAAUGCAACAGGUGCGUGAUAUGUGGAAACAGCUGGAGGACUUUGAUCGCUCAGAGUCAGCUGAACGCGAGGUUGUGGAGAGCAUAGUGGAGCGAACCAUCAACAAACAUCGAAUAGAUGGCAGCAACAUAAACGUCAAGGUGCCUGACAUGCUCCUGAGGGAGUGCCAUGAUGAAAUCAUCAAGCGGAAUGUGGGUAACACAUAUCAGGGAGGCAAGCUAAAUCUGGUCAGUCUGGUACAGCUCUGGAAUCUCGCCCUCCAGCUCUACCUUCACAAACUCAAACAAGUGGGUGUGCCAAAGUUUGCAGAGGAUGUGCAAAAGCUGACACCUCAAGUGCACGUCCAGCAGAACUUCUCUCAGAUGGCUCAAACACUAAGAGAGCAGAUGGCAGAGCGGAUUCCGGAGAUGAAGGCCUCUGUUGAGCAACUGAGGGAACAACUGGACACUGUCCACUUUCGGGACGUCUCACCAGAGUCCAUCCGGUCAACAUCUCUAGGUGUAGGGCUUGUGCGGCCCUCCCCCCAGGCCACCUUCUCCCCCACCCAGGCUAAAACACCAGACACAAGGACAGCAAUCUCCUCAUCACCCAGGCAAGUUGUUGACACCCCAGAAGCUGCUAGUGUCUUUCAUGACCAGGUCAAGAACACUGUGCGAAAAGGACUAGAGACGCUGUUUGAUGAACCUGAUCUCUUGAAAAAGAUGCCUGUGCCCUCAACCAUCCCCAGGCCCCACAACACAACCGGCUCCCGACAUUCCUCUAGACCAACAUCAGCACACAGCACUGUCAGCUCAACAGGAGGAAAAUCUUCCGUCAAGUCUACACCGAAAUCUUCAAAAAGUAUUGGUGUUAAGACAGGAAAAGACAAGCGAAUAAAGACCAGUCAAAAGUCCAUUAUAGAUUUGUCUUUCACAAAGCCUGCCAGUCCCAGAACAUUGGUGGAGUCCUGGAGGAGCGAGGAGGGGAGGGUAAACCGAGGGGAUGUGAGUGACACCUCCCUGCCUCUUUCUACCCGCUCUGACCUGUCAUCAGACCACACAUUGACAGGGGGAUCACCGCAACGAUCCACUCCACGGUCAGAGGAGUCCUUCCCCGCACAAGCUGAGCCCAAGGGUAGGGUGGGGAGACGGACGCCCACUGACUUUUUGGUGGACGAAAUCAUGGGCGAGGGAGUUGUCUUGUCUCCUUAUAACUCUGGCCUUGAAGCGUUUGAAAGCAAGCAGAUUAUACAAAGGACCCCAGACCUUAAUGAAGACAUUCCAGAGUGUGUAACACCUGCUAACACAGAGGAGCGGUUUGGAUCCAGACCUGACACAGAGGAUGAGCAGAUUGUCAACAUUACCGGGCCUCAAAUGCAAGAUGCUGAAAUGGGUGAUGAAAGUCCUGACAUCUGGAAAGAAAUUAUUGAGGAUGGCAACCAGGAUCCCAUAGAAAGCAGUGCUCCAGAUGGAGGCUCUAAUUGUCAAGAAAGGCUAGAAAGAACUGAAGAAGAUCUGGACAGAAUGCGAGUAGAAAAUAUACUUGCUCGUGCUGGACAGUUCUUAAAAAGCAAGGAUAGUAAUGUCAAAGCCAAUGUCUGUGAUAAAAAAGCAGUAGCUUUUUCAGAGGAGAAAGAGAGAAGUGGUGUUGAUAAUCUGGUCAUAGAAGAAAAUGAUAUGAAAGUGAAUGAAAUGAUCCUAGAAGGCAUUAGGCAAGCUACUGAAGACAAUGAUUACGAAGAUGAUGAGGUGUCCAACAAGAGUGAAACUACUGAAACUGAUGCUGUAAACAGAAGUGAUAGAGAGCUGAGAGGGAUUGAUGACAGAAUGCCGGCUGUAGAAAUACCAGAUGAUGGACGUGAGGAUGAGAUAGAGGAAAUAGCUGGUCCAGAACUAGAGGAUGUUGGGGAGCUUUCAGACACUUCUGAACGCUCAACAGAGCAAGUUAUUAUUAUUGACCGGAGUCUGCACCACUCACCUAGGCCUACAGCAGGCCAGAGUCAGUUUCCGGCAGACGAAGAUUGGGACGGCCAGAUGAUAGAAGAUGAGAUGUUUGCAGGGUUGGAGAGCUCACCAAGGGAGGCAAUCAUCAUUGACAGGAGCUUCCAGUACACACCUGUCAACAGAUCCAACCAAAAGGCUUCGCGUGAAGCCCUGUCUAGGUCACUGGUGAUGGAGAGGAGUCCACUGAGUGAUGAGAUCAGGCGCAUGUUCCAGCAGGCCAUUGCUGUUACACCACCCAGACAAUCACCUCGCACAGUUGAUGUCCGAGGGCAGGUGUCAACGGAGGCCUGCACUCCGGAAAAAAUCAGCCAGAAGGCCAGGUCCACGGACCAAAGAAAAAGCAAGCUGAAGGUGGCGGACAUUUCUUGGGAUCUUACUGAAAACCUGGAGGACAUCGAGCUUCCAGAUGAUCUGGACAGCAACAUUGAUGACUUAGUGCCAGACUCUGUAGACCUCAGUGGAACCAUGACCAGUUUAGAGAUUGUUGAUGUUGAAAAUGAAGAUAAUAUUGAUGAUUUUUUCUCUAGCAAGACUCCAGAAAUGCCGAAGCGUGGGGCACCAGUUGGGCAGGAGGCUGGGCAGGGAGACGCUCCUCAUUCGUUGGGAGACAGUGGCUCUAACUGGCCAUUGUUUCCUCAGGGGUCUGGUAUAGAAGAUGAAAUCCCGCUUAUGGCAUUUACACCUUAAAAUGUUCUCUUUUUUCUAUAGAUGGACAUGAUUACUAGUCUCUAAAUUGCUUCAGUAUAGUGUGGCUAAAAUGUUAUUUCUGUGAUUUUUUUUAAGUGAAUUCUGAAACUAAUUCAUAUCUUAUUUCAUGCUUUAAAAUUGAUUUUAAAUGAUUAGUAGUUUAAUUAUCCUUAUUUAAGCAAAACAAAUGUAAAUGUUAAACUUGAAUGUUGUUUAAUAUCAUGUAUUGACAAGUAUACUUGACAAUUCUUUAUAGUUUAUCAUAUUCAAAAUGGUAUUUACAGUGCAUUUUAAAUGCAUUUAGUUUUAGAAAGCGAACUAUUCCACAAAAUUAUACUACAUCAUAAAAUGUAAAUUGUAAAAUCAUGUUUAAGUCCACGGAAGACAAACCUUUUGCUCUGACUUUAUAGUAUUGUGUAAAGAAGCAUUUGAAUAUGAAAAUCUGUUUGUGUCAUAUUUCUGAUGGUAAAGCAGAAAUUCAGCUCUCUACAUGCCCUGAAAUAAUAAUCAUAUUAAAAAGACAUCCUGUGUCCAAAAUGUGUAGCAGAGUUACAAUCAUGUAGAUAUUUUUUAUAUAAAAAAUGGCAAUCGGAGAGAAACUCAUUUGAGACAUCAAAUUGUUUCGUGAAUAGCUAGGGAGGAUCUACCCAUAAUUAUUGCUUCUGUGACAAAAAGGUGUAUUUAAUGUGUUUUGAUACAUGUUUUAUUGCACAUUGAUGAAUAUUUCAUUACUGGUUUAUAUCUGUGAAACAUAAUGAAGUGCAGUAAUUGGUCUCUAGUGCAAGAUUUUAAUGACGUAAAAUUGUAAGCUUGCACAUGAAAUGAUUCUGCCAGAAAAUAGUUCCAUUUUAUGUAAACUUUUGUAUGUAUACAGAUUGUAACUAUAAAAUGCAUGUAAAUAAAAUGCAACAUACAUCUGCAAAGUUGAUUUGUAAAGUUAUUUUUUUUUCCACCUUAAGCUUACAACCUCACUCUGCAAGUGUGCGUGGGAAUGUGUUAGCAUCCCAAGCAUUUAUGACCGAAGCAUAACUCCAACAAAAGUAUUUUAGGUUUUGAAUUCAAAUUUUAUAAACAAAUAUGCAGUACACAGGAACCAUAACUCUGGACUCUUGGGUUGUUUUUUUUGUUAUUGUCCUUUGUUUAUAUUGUUGGGAGCAUAACUACAAAACUUUGAAGUAUUGACUCAAAACUUCAUAUACAGGUUGAACAUAUUGAGAAGUGCAGAGCACUGGAGACAUAACUCAUGCUGCAGAGUUAUGGCUGCAAUGUUUUGAUAUAGGGUUCUUUUUUUAAUCAGGUUCAUCGAAAGGUUAUUAGAAUGUGGAUGUCAUUGGGAAGAUGGACGGGCGGGUGUCAAACAUUGGUUUCUACCAAAAAACUUUAGCUAGCAUUCAUGGAUAGUAAUGAAACUUGGUGGGUCGGUAGCUUAUGUGAAGAGCUAGCUUGGGUUUGCUUUUCAGGGAGCUGGGGUCAAGGUCACUGUUAUGUAAAAUAGAAAAAAAAGGUUUCAGCCCAAUCAGUUUUAAGUAAUAAUUGAUGGAUAGUGAUGAAAGUUGUUGUGUAGGUAGCUUAGGUGAAGAGCUAGCUUGUUAUACUUUAUUUGUUGUUAACUUCAUGCUACUCAGAUAAUCAUAAUGAGGAGAAUUGGAAAGCACAUGCACCAUAACUCUGUCUUCAGUAUUUCUUAAGUUAUUGCCCUUUGCUCAUUUUCAUUCUGAU